This is a messenger RNA of Dromiciops gliroides (monito del monte), 6672 nucleotides long. It is a transcript of the gene ARHGAP17, whose product is annotated as Rho GTPase activating protein 17. Gene Ontology annotation, cellular component: cytosol; intracellular anatomical structure; cytoplasm. The record is from RefSeq and is a predicted model, not a curated record. Gene Ontology annotation, molecular function: protein binding; GTPase activator activity. Lineage: Eukaryota; Metazoa; Chordata; Mammalia; Microbiotheria; Microbiotheriidae. Gene Ontology annotation, biological process: regulation of actin cytoskeleton organization; regulation of Rac protein signal transduction; signal transduction.
CGGGGCGUCGGCUGGUCCCGGGAGCUCAGUGCGAAAGUCGCUGCCGCCUGGACAGUAUGUAGGAGCAGGCAGGGCCCGACCGCACUCCCACCUCUCUGCCCGCGAGCACCGCCGCGCCCCCUUGCCCAGGACACGCUGCCUCCCCGGCCCCACCAAACGCCACCAUGAAGAAGCAAUUUAACCGCAUGAAGCAGCUGGCCAACCAGACCGUGGGCAGAGCUGAGAAAACAGAAGUCCUUAAUGAAGAUCUCCUACAGAUUGAGAGACGGCUCGACACAGUGCGGUCAGUGUGCCAUCAUUCCCACAAGCGCCUCUUAGCAUGUUUCCAAGGCCAGUUUGGCACAGAUGUGGACAAGCGACAUAAAAAGCUCCCUUUGACUGCCCUUGCUCAAAAUAUGCAGGAAGCAUCUACCCAGCUUGAAGAGUCUCUUUUGGGGAAAAUGCUGGAAUCUUGUGGAGACGCCCAGAAUCUCUUGGCUCAAGAACUCUCCAAACAUGAAGUUUUUGUUGAGAAAGAGAUUGUGGAACACUGGUUUACAAGGCCAAGCUUUGAUUUGCAGUGGAACCAGGCUCAUAAGUCUUCAGGAACUAACUUUCAGGGACUUCCAUCAAAGAUAGACUCUUUAAAAGAAGAGAUGGAUGAGGCCGCGAAUAAAGUGGACAAUGCAAGGUACACUGGCUUCAUAACAACAGCAGAUCAGCUUGCUGCAGACAUGUAUAACUUUGUGGCUAAAGAAGGGGAGUAUGCCAGAUACUUUGUUACGUUAUUAGAAGCCCAAGCAGAUUACCAUAGAAAAAGCCUUAGCUGUUUAGAAAAGGCCCUCCCUGAAAUCCAGGCCCAUCAAGAUAAAUGGGCAGAAAAGCCUGCUUUUGGAACUCCAUUAGAAGAGCAUCUGAAACGUAGUGGACGGGACAUUGCGCUGCCUAUUGAAGCCUGUGUGAUGCUGCUCUUAGAAACUGGCAUGAAGGAGGAGGGACUUUUCAGAAUUGGGGCUGGAGCAUCCAAAUUAAAGAAGCUAAAAGCCGCCUUAGACUGCUCUACAUCUCAGCUGGAUGAAUUUUAUUCAGACCCGCAUGCUGUUGCAGGUGCCUUGAAGUCCUAUUUACGGGAGUUGCCUGAACCUUUAAUGACUUUUAACCUUUAUGAAGAAUGGACAAAAGUGGCCAGUGUGCAGGACCAAGACAAAAAACUUCAAGAUUUGUGGAGCAUAUGCCAGAAAUUGCCAAAGCCAAAUUUUGCCAAUUUCAGGUAUCUAAUCAAGUUCCUAGCAAAGCUUGCACAGACCAGUGAUGUUAACAAGAUGACACCCAGCAACAUUGCAAUAGUGUUAGGUCCUAACUUGCUAUGGGCCAAAACAGAAGGAUCUCUUGCAGACAUGGCAGCAGCAACAUCUGUUCAUGUGGUUGCAGUAAUUGAGCCAAUAAUUCAGCAUGCUGACUGGUUCUUUCCUGAAGAGGUGGAUUUUAAUGUGUCAGGAGCAUUUGUAGGUCCAGCCUCAAACUCAAAUCACUUAUCCCACACUGGGAAUGACUAUGAAACAGGCACUCUGGAAAGGAAAAGGCCGGCCAGCAUGGCAGUAAUGGAAGGAGACUUACUCAAGAAGGAGGGCUUUGGUGUGAAACUUAUGGACUUCCAGGCCAAUCGGCGAUCUGGCACACUCAAUAGAAAGCACACAUCCCCCGCUUUCCAUCCGCCACUCCCGCCCACGGAGGGCAGCACCUUGGCUCCCCCAGGCUCAGAGCCGUCCUCUCACAGCUCUGGGGCUGAAAACAGUACAGGUGGUGUGGCUUUUCCACCCUCUGCUGGCUUACCUGAGCCAGGGUCCAGUCAAGGGAAUGAUGACGGCAGCCCCCCUAAACCCAAGGAGCCUAUGACUACAACGACUGCGGCACCUACGAGAAAUGGGAGUCACAUAAGCACGGGGCAGAACCAAACCCAGUCAGCUGGUAGUUCUAAUCAGCUUUCGGUUGGUCCAACUCAGAAUUCAGCCGGCCCUAGCCCUCAUACCCUGCGCAGAGCUGUUAAGAAACCUGCUCCAGCCCCUCCCAAACCAGGAAACCCACCCCCUGGGCAGCCUGGCAGUCAGAGUUCUUCAGGUGCAUCUCAGCAGCCUCCUUCCAUCUCACCAAAGCCAACCACUCGAAGUCCUUCUCCUCCAAAUCACCACACAAACCAAGCCCCAGGCCAGACACCUACCGCCCCCCAGCUCUCCACACCCAGGAGGUACUCCAGUAGCCUCUCUCCGAUACAGGCUCCGAACCACCCCCCUCCACAGCCCCCAACUCAAGCUACUCCUCCACCUCAGACCAAGCUAAAUAGUCAGGUGCCACCGCAGCCGGUGGCCCCAGCCAGUGAGCAUGGACUGGAGCAGCCAGCUCACAGCCCGCCCCCGACACCUACCCCUCCUGGAACACCGCCUCUGGGGAAACAGGGUUCUGCUCUUCACACAUCUCAAACCCAAGCAGCAAGCAACCCAGAGAUUCCUCAAGCCCAGCAUUCGCCUCCUCACACUGGUACCUUACCAAGACCAAGACCAGUACCAAAGCCAAGGAACCGCCCUAAUAUCCCCCCUCCUCCUCACCCUCCUGGAGCUCAUUGUGGGGAUAGUGGCCUUGUCACCUCAGCCCAGACAUCUUCCAAAAUAGUCACUGACUCCAAUUCUAAUGUUCCAGAACAGCUUCGCAACCUCUUUCCUGAAAUCCACAUGGAGCCAGCGAGCAAGGACCUGGCCAGCCGCCUAUUGCUGGACAUUGAGAAUGAUUCAGAGAGCACUGCUUUGUGAAGAAAACCUUUGAGUGCUUUGACCCCUUUCCUUCCCUUUGAGUAGAGAAAGGAAAACUGAACUCCUCUCCAUCCAGACCAAACAGUGAAAAGCUUUCAGUAGAGAUAACGGCCCUGCUAUGCAGGGUCUUUCCUGCUACGUAGCAAGAAGAGACAAUGGGGCUGUCACUCAAAGCUAAAUGAUCUGGGUCUUGAAAAAGUUGUAUUUUCUUUAGUUGGGAGAGGGAAAAAACCCCCCAAAAACAGGGCUGAAAGAAUCUCGCUGCGGAAACUUACAUAGGAAGCUUUACAUGCUGCUGUUAAUACAGCUGUUCCAAAUGAAUAAGAAGCAAUGCAUUAACUAUUUAAUAAAAUACACUAAUUAUGCAAGCCUCCUACUUCCUGCCCCUUGGGCUUUUAUUCCUGAACAUUAGACCCUAUGUUAGAGGAACUGUCUUAUAAGAAAUGUUACUCUACCUGACUCAGUGCAGAAUGAUUUUGUGCCCCCUGGUGGUGACUGCUGGAUCUGUCACCCUGUCAAACUGGAUGUGUCUAGUGCCUUCUGGGACUGUUGGACUGUAGAAAGACAUGUAUUGUUCCUUUUUUUUUUUUAUUUAAUCAUUUCAUUGCUACUUGAUAAGGACUGAACAUUAUUCUAGCCUCAUGGUUAAUUUGAAUUAACUGUACCCUUUGGUUUAUAUGAAACUCAUAUCUCAAGGCAAAAUGUUGGGUGUGUUUGCUUUUGUUGAGUGUCAUUUAAACAUCAUGGGAUUUGACAUCUUAGGGAAUCUCUUGAUUUCUCCUGGUUCUAAGUCGAAUUUAAAGCAUCUAUAAUAACAACAAUAGCUUACAUUUAUGUAGCAUUUUAAGGUGUGCAAAGCUCUGUAAAGUAGUUUCUCGUAACUAUCCUGAGAGGUAGGUGCUGUUAUCAUUCCCAUUUACCCAGGACAAAGCCUCAGCUCACACAGCUAGUAAGUGGUGAGGCAGGAUUCAGCCUCCAAAUGACCCCCUAACCGUGCUGUUUCUUUAUUCCAAUUUAUAAGUUCCUAAAUAUCCCUUUUCUCUUCCUCCCCAUCCAAAAUAAUAACAUCAUUCAUUUAAGUGACAUUACACUUCCCACACAUAAUUUGCUCUUCAGCACUCCGAGGUAGGUGUUUGCAAGUAUUAUCUCCAUGUUCUAUUCGGGCCCAAGGAAGUGACCUGACUUGCCCAGUCCCAUUGCUAGUAAGUGGCAGAGCUGGGAUUUAAGCCCAGAUCUUUGGCCAAAGGACAACGUUCCUGUGACUUACUCUCAUUUUUGGAGAAUGGAUUGGUAAUUACUCCCAUUGACUAUAGAAUAAACAAAGGUUAUUCUGCCUGCUGCUAAUGAGUAUAUAGUGCCUUCUUAGAGACAUAGCUGUUCCUCUAUAUCAUUCCUACGGGUAGAUGUCUCAAAACAAGUUUUUCCCCCGCUUUUGUGGGGCAAUGAGGGUUAAGUCACUUGCCCAGGGUCACACAGCUAGUGUCAAGUGUCUGAGGCUGGAUUUGAACUCAGGUCCUCCUGAAUCCAGGGCCAGUGUGUUAUCCACUGCGCCACCUAGCUGCCCCUCAAAACAAAUUCUUAAUAAGUACUUACUACCUUUGAAAAUGCUGCUACCUGGGCUAAGCCUAAGGAGGGAGUUUUAACCAUUACUCCUGGAGAAGAAAGCAUAUUAGUCAUUUAACCUAGUAUUACUUGUUGUUGUUGAGUCUUUUCAGUCGUGUCUGACUGUGACCCCAUUUUUGUGGUUUUCUUGGCAAAGAUACUGGAGCGUUUUGCCAUUUCCUUCUCCAGCUCAUUUAACAGCUGAGGAAACUGAAGCAAACAGGGUGAAAUGACUUGCUCAGGGUCGCACAGCUAGUAGUGUCUGAGUCCAGGUAUUUUCCACAAUUCAUACUCCCUUACAGUUUGGAACAUUUUCCCCUACCAGCCCAAAAGAGUGAUAAUUUUUUUUUCUGUUUUCCAUUUUUGUGAAACUUGAAAACUAAAUAAACUAACAUCCUUUGCUAGACAACUAACAAAUUUACCUUUCCUAAGGUACAGCAGAGCCUUUGUAUUGAAUUUGCUAAUUAUACUUUUCUGGUAUAGGCUAAAUUAAUCUAGCUGAAUCAUUAGUUUAUAUAGCUGUGUAUACACAUCUACAUAUAUGUGCAUGUGGACACAACAGCCCCCAUUUACUAUACACAUAUUUAUGUUUAUAUACACUUAGAAACCUAGACAGCCUUGAUUACAGAUACCAAUACAUUGAAUUGUUAGCCUAGUUCCUUUUCAAAACAAUUUCAGAACUUCAAACAUGCUAUCCAUAAUGGAAAUUCUAACUCAUUUGCAUUCAUUCAAAAACAGCAAUAAUAUGCACUAAUAACUCUUUAAAAUAAAUAUGCAAGUCAUAGAGGAAACAUACAAAGUUCCUAACAUUGGCCAGUGGUUCUUCCCUAUUGAAGAUAACAGUUGGUCUUAUUUUAUUCUAGUAAAAUAAUCUGAUUUCAUUAAAGUCCUUAGUUCUUGCAAAGAUAUGGACAUAUAUUUUAACUUUCACAGGGAGCAAGAUUGAGUCAAGAAAUAUUCAAGGUAUGUAGUGCCACUUGCUUAUGCUUACAUAAUGGACAUGUAAACAGCCAUGAUUGAUGAAUUGCUGCUGCCCAUGUGCGAGUGGGAAUAACAACAAAUACAAAUUACAUCAGCAACAGUGCAUUCUUGAGUUUAUGUGGACAGUCAUGUACUUGGAGCAAAAUUAUUUCCCAUAAGCUCCACUAUUCCCCUUUUCUUAAGUGUUCACCUUUCUGCCCCCAACUCAGCCAUUUCACACACACACACACACACACACACACACACACACACACACACACACACACACACACACACGUCAUUCUCUCUCCCAAAAUGAGAUAUGCAACACACUUCCCAGAGACCCCUCUUUGAGUUUCUGUGUUGUAUCAUCUCUUAGUGUGAUUAAUAUGUAGGAAGAAGAAAAUUUGAAGCAUAUACACAAUGGUGAUGAAGUCUGUGGCCAGAACAGAGAAGUAGCUGAUAUCUCCCCUUGUGGAUAAACAGGGGGAGACAUUCUUCUCACUCUUUGGAAUGCUAAGGUGCUUUUCUUGCAGGAUCUUUUAUAGCCGGCUCAGUUAUGUUAUUUUUAUUCUCUACCUUAGUUAAACUAACAUGCUUCAUGCUUCCCCUCUCAGGUAAUGACAUUUUAGUUUUUCUUACGAGAAGGGAGAGAAAAAGAUGUGAAAGUAGCUGACUAGUUUUUAUUUUGUUUUUUUAAAAUGUAAGCUCACAUAUUCGUUUUUCCUUUUUUUUUCUUUUUAACAUAGUAUUACCCCCUCAUUUUGUACUUAGUGCCACAUAUUUCUAUGGAGAAUGCAUGGUGGCCAAAAUGCAGACCAUGUGUGGCCUUGCAGGUCAGGCAGGCCAGUGGCCAAAUAGAGAAGUAGCAGUAGCCUUUUAUGUAUAUAAGAAUGUUACCAGGUUGGCAAUCAACAAUAGUAGCCUUAAUUAGGCGUGUCCACACUUUGAGGACACGAGAUUCUGUGAUCAUUCCAUGAUGACAACGAACUGUUGUAGAAUCAACAGAGUUUCCGAGUUGGAAGAGACAUCAGAGACUGUGUAAUCCCUUCCCACCUCUGCUUGAACAGAGCAGUGAAAUAAAGGAUCAACAAAUCAGUGAUGUCCAAAAAUUAAAUGGGCUACCUCCUAUACGGCUGGUCCUUUAUUCCACUGAUAUGACAUCAGUCACUCUGAAUGUACAUAGAGUAACCCUGCAUAUCAGUAAUUCUGGGUGGUCGAGAGAGAGAGAGAGAGAGAGAGAGAGAGAGAGAGAGAGAGCGCGGGAGCGAGCACGAGCGUUUUGGCUCUUGGAAGACUGGAAUAUAUACAUACAUAUAGAGAGAGU